Messenger RNA from Oryzias melastigma (Indian medaka), 2468 nucleotides. RefSeq names its product GDNF family receptor alpha 3 (gene gfra3). Gene Ontology annotation, cellular component: signaling receptor complex; external side of plasma membrane. The record is from RefSeq and is a predicted model, not a curated record. NCBI's taxonomy places the organism in Eukaryota, Metazoa, Chordata, Actinopteri, Beloniformes, Adrianichthyidae. The coding region runs from base 31 to 1725 and encodes 564 amino acids. Gene Ontology annotation, biological process: nervous system development. The transcript has 8 exons. Gene Ontology annotation, molecular function: signaling receptor activity.
CCAGCCCCCCCACCCCAGUCCCCGCGCGUCAUGAGCAGACACGCAGCGGGACCCGCUCAUGACAUGAGCGCAGAUCCUCUCCUCCUCAGCCUGGCGCAAGCGGCGCGCGCGCGUGAACGCUGGAGGUCUGGCACUGCACGCACGUGCGCGCGCAGAGGCUGCCCCUGCUCUCCGUUGCGCUCCUCACUCCGGCGCAUUCCUCCGAGGCUUCUCCUUCCUGCGCGCCGGAAUAAGCGUCAGCCGCGCGGACAGAGUUGGUUCGGUUCGGUGAAUGUGUCGACCUCCCGCGCGCCUCCCUGCAGCGCGCACAGCGGAGCUGCUGGACCAGGAGCCGUGCCGCUUCUGUCCGUCUUAACACGCAGCAGGAUGGCUCCCCCCGGGAUGGUUCUCCUCCUUCUCCUGGCAGGUGUGCUGCCGUCCUCGGGACACAUGUUUCCUUUCCCUCCGUCCGCCUCAGACUGCGUGGAAGCUCAUCGAGUUUGCUUGGCUGACCCCCAGUGCGUGGCGUUGUACCGAGGUCUGGAGCUGUGUGCGGCCGACGCGGCCCUCUCCCCGCUGGGGGAGCAGGUGGCGUCGGAGUGUCUGGAGCGACAGGACGCCCUGCUGGCCAAACAUCCGUCCCUGCUGACCUGCAAGUGUCAGCGAGGGUCGCGCAAGGAGGAGCGCUGCCUGCGUAUUUACUGGAGGGUUCGCCUGCUGCCAGGGAAUGAAGAGCUGGAAGUUUCUCCGUAUGAUGACACAUUGAUUGAGUCUCACUUGGCGUCGUUGGUUGCAGCUUCUUCCUUCUUGCAGCUGGAUGGGGAAAACCAGUGCCUCAAGGCGGCGCAGGACUGCGGUCUCUUUGAGAAGUGUGGUUCUCUGCGAUCUGAGUAUGUUCUGGCCUGCACCAAGCCUCACUCCAGCACCAACCGAUGCAACCAAAAUAAGUGCCAUCGGCUCCUGCGGCGGUUCCUAGAGCGGGUGCCUGAGGAGUACAGCCUGGGGUUACUGUUCUGCCCCUGCACCAAUGCUCUGUGUGGCGAGCGAAGAAGAAAGACCAUCGUGCCGUCCUGUUCUUAUCAGAUCGCGGACAGCGUGCAGCCAAACUGCCUCCACCAGCAGAGCUUCUGUCGCCAUGAAGACACCUGCAGGUCCAGGCUGGCGGAUUUUAUCAGCAACUGUCAGCCGUCUCAUCAGACAGCCAGUGGCUGCCUGAAGGACUCCACGGGCCUCUGUCUGCGAGCCUACGCUGGACUCAUCGGAACCAUAAUGACGCCCAACUACAUCAGCAACAGCUCAGCUGACGUUUCUCUGUGGUGCAACUGUGAAGGGAGUGGGAACCAGUGGCCGGACUGCCUGAAGCUGCAGCGCCUCUUCACUGACAACAGAUGCCUGCGUAACGCCAUCAACAGGAUAGGAAGCCCCAGAUCGCCGGCAUCAGACACCACUCAGCUCCCUGCCCCCCGCCCAUCGCCGCUCGUUCAGGGGGACGAGCUGCAAAGCAGCAACCACCUGCCGGAGCUCAGCAACAAUGUGAUGGACAGUGAUGAAGAGGAGGACUUGACUCAGACACUGGAGGAGGAAGAGGAAGACAACAACCAGUUUAGUGUGAUCCUGUACUCAGAGGCCACUGUCUCCAGCCUGGGUGCCCCAGGGACAGGGGGUGCAGCAUCUCCAACCUCUGGCAGCGCCUCACCAGCUCUGCUGCUGGUUCUUCUGCUAUCCGCUUCACUUAACUGGGGGUAGAUCUGAUGAACAGUGUACACACACAUAAACACACACACACACAAUGACCUCACAUCCCUGGAUUUAAAAGUAGAAGAAUGAUAAUGAAGAAAUGGACUUCAUCUUUGUUUGUAACCCCCCUUCCCAAUUCUGUCUUCAUUGUCCCUUUUGUGAACAGCAAGCAGAGUCGUUCUGGUUUGUCUGGGAUGGGGGUGGGGAUGGGAUCUUUAUGAUUCUUGACUCCCAUGUAAAUAUGAACUUUGCUCCAUUUGGCUGAACUGAUGCAAGAGCAGCUGCAGCUGGAAAGAGGAAGGACAAUUCGUCUUCAUCAGCUAUCUUUAUUCCAGUCUCAUGUCACUCAGCGUCAGAAAGGAAAAGUGGAGUGACAAAGCGCGAGCAGGAGGAACGAGGGAAACGUUGACCGCUGCUUCAUUGCUGUCCAUGCUGCUGCCCUGAAAUGUGUGUAAAUUACCUAUUCAGGUGUGUGUGUUUCCAUGGUUACUCUCAUUUUGAUGAAACCUAGAAUUUAUGGAAACAGCUGUGUCAUGUUUAUUCUUAAAGAAAAACAGAAACACUAAAGACUGACUAGAAAAGAUUUUAAAAAAGAAUAAAAAAGCAUGAAAUGAAGAGUCUGUGAAACUGAGCGUUCAGUUCAGAGCAGUAGUCCUAAGUCAACUGUUCUGUUCAAACAUCAGUUUAUUCAAUGUCAACAUGGCUUCACUCUGCUACAUCAAUAAACAUGUCAACAUUCAACUGAAUCACAA